AUGGCCCCUGGGGUACAUUCGUCAGUGGCCCCCGAGGCAGAGGGGCCAAUGAACCCCUGGGUGCAGAUGGCCAUGGACCACGGGUUGCCUUUACCAAUGACUCCCAGGAUACAGUCGGAAAUUGCCCCCAAGGCACAGUCGGCGGUGGCCCCCGAGGCACGGUCGGCGGUGGCCCCCGAGGCACGGUCGGCGGAGGCCCCCGAGGCACGGUCGGCGGAGGCCCCCGAGGCACGGUCGGCGGAGGCCCCCGAGGCACGGUCGGCGGAGGCCCCCGAGGCACGGUCGGCGGUGGCCCCCGAGGCACGGUCGGCGGUGGCCCCCGAGGCACAGUGGUUAAUGAAUCCCUGGAUACAAAUGGAAAUUGCCCGCAGAUUACAGCUGUCAAAAAUGAAUCCCUGGGUACAAUCGUCAGUGGCUCAUGGAAUGCAGUCGUCAGUGGCUCAUGGAAUGCAGUCGUCAGUGGCUCAUGGAAUGCAGUCGUCAGUGGCUCAUGAAAUGCAGUCGUCAGUGGCUCACGAGAUGCAGUCGUCAGUGGCUCAUGAAAUGCAGUCAACGGCCCCCAGGGUACAGUCACCAGUGGCUCCUGAAAUACAGUUGUCAGCGGCCAAUGAAAUACAGUCCAGGGCCCCCAGGAUACAGUCUGCAAUGAUUCCUGGGUCGCAUUCGUCAGUAGUCCCCGGGACACCGCUAUCAAAGCACCCCAAGGCGCGGUGGUUAAGUUUCUACAGGGCGGAGUUGUCGGUGUCCUCCGGGGCGGGGUCGUCGGUGUCCUCCGGGGCGGGGUCGUCGGUGUCCUCCGGGGCGGGGUCGUCGGUGUCCUCCGGGGCGGGGUCGUCGUGUCCUCCCGGGGCGGGUCCUCGAUGUCCUCCGGGGCGGGGUCCUCGAUGUCCUCCGGGGCGGGGUCCUCGAUGUCCUCCGGGGCGGGGUCCUCGAUGUACUCCGGGGCGGGGUCGUCGAUGUCCUCCGAGGCGUGGUCGUCGAUGUCCUCCGAGGCGUGGUCGUCGAUGUACCCCGAGGCGGAGUUCGGCACUUCCCAGCUAA
This is a messenger RNA of Homarus americanus (American lobster), 1041 nucleotides long. Its product is annotated as retinitis pigmentosa 1-like 1 protein. Bases 1 to 1041 code for a protein of 346 amino acids. Lineage: Eukaryota; Metazoa; Arthropoda; Malacostraca; Decapoda; Nephropidae. The record is from RefSeq and is a predicted model, not a curated record. The transcript has a single exon.